Messenger RNA from Cylicocyclus nassatus, 369 nucleotides. Lineage: Eukaryota; Metazoa; Nematoda; Chromadorea; Rhabditida; Strongylidae. The record is from the annotation of a GenBank genome assembly.
AUGCUAAGUGCGCUUAUCUCGACGCUAUGCUACACCUUCCUGAUUGUUUACGUCAGUCAAUGUGUACCUUGGAGGAGACGGCAAGCCAUUCGACUUACCGUUCAAUUUAGUGGCCUAGUGCUUGCCCUUCCGCUUUUUUGUGGUAUCCACGCCGGCAUAAGCUGCCUCUCUUGGGAGAUUGCUUAUCCGUUACAAGAGCGAAUGUACUUGAUAGUGAAUAUCAGUCUAUCGUGUCUACAUCCGUGGACGUAUUUCGUUUUUAACGGUGAAGUAAGAAGAAAAGUAAUAAAUACAGCAAGGUGCCACAUUCAGAUCCAUGUCUCAACCGUUAACGCCAGACAUGUUGCUCCGUUGAGCACAGGAAGCUGA